UUUGGCAUAGUGCUUGAACCGCCAUGUCAUGCAGGUACCAAACCAAAGACCUUAACCUUUCGGCAAUUGAUGGAGAGACAGUCCCUUCCCCCGAUACUGGCGAGAGUUUCCCUUUGUAGCACCCUGGCACAGUCCCUCUCAAGUUUCCAUUCAGUUGAUUGGCUACAUAAAGGCUUGAAUAGCGACAACAUACUUUACUUCGGAGAUGAGACUGAAAAAUUCGAUUUGAAUCGGCCGCAUAUUGCAGGAUUCAGUACCUCCAGACCCAGUGACCGCACCGACAUGACAGAAGCCCCUAUUUUGCGAUCCUCCGUCGGAUGUAUACAGGCAUUCGCACGCUCAAUUUGGCGAGCAAAAAGUUCAUUCCACAAAUCUUAUGAUAUAUAUGCUUUAGAUGUAAUUCUCACAGAAAUCGCCACAUGGAAACCCAUCGAUGUUAUUAUGUGUAUUGGCAACGUCAUGGAAACGACAAGGGACGAAUUGCGCGGUGUGUACAAACGAUUGGAACGAGAAGAAAUGGAUUUCCUGGCAGAAAUCGCAAGCCUAUAUGGGAAUGCCUAUAGCCAGGUCAUAAGUGUCUGCCUUCGAGCAAGAGAGGAUAAGAGACUAGCAUGCAAAGCAGAGCUAGGCUCAUAGGCUCAGAAACCAGAAGGCAGAGUGAAGAACGUGACGUAUACGUAGACAGCAUGAUAGAAACCAGGGCCGGGAAUAACACUAGCCUGGUGAAGCUGGCAGGCUGGGUAACUUGGUUGUGAUCGUCAGUUGCUUUUCACGGAGCCCUCAAGAAGGCAUGGCACGACCCGUCUCUGUAAGUAGCAGAGGCUGCCGGAAGCCAUUCAAAAAUUUGAUCAAGGAUGGCCAAGAAAUAGUUCUGCGAAGUGAUAUUAUGAAAACACACAGUCUUUCUUUUGCAGAUUUCGUAUGGUAGGGAGCCGGAGACAAGACACGUCUCGAAGUUGAGGUUUUACUGUAGUCUAAGGUUCGUA
This is a messenger RNA of Truncatella angustata, 986 nucleotides long. RefSeq lists its product as uncharacterized. The transcript has 4 exons. Gene Ontology annotation, biological process: protein phosphorylation. The record is from RefSeq and is a predicted model, not a curated record. Bases 70 to 636 code for a protein of 188 amino acids. Lineage: Eukaryota; Fungi; Ascomycota; Sordariomycetes; Amphisphaeriales; Sporocadaceae. Gene Ontology annotation, molecular function: protein kinase activity; ATP binding.